Messenger RNA from Capra hircus (goat), 6346 nucleotides. RefSeq names its product protein-L-isoaspartate (D-aspartate) O-methyltransferase domain containing 2 (gene PCMTD2). The record is from RefSeq and is a predicted model, not a curated record. Gene Ontology annotation, biological process: protein modification process. The coding region runs from base 2906 to 3991 and encodes 361 amino acids. The transcript is spliced from 6 exons. Gene Ontology annotation, molecular function: protein-L-isoaspartate (D-aspartate) O-methyltransferase activity. Gene Ontology annotation, cellular component: cytoplasm. NCBI's taxonomy places the organism in Eukaryota, Metazoa, Chordata, Mammalia, Artiodactyla, Bovidae.
UUUACAGCGGCAGAGGUCGGAGCCGGGAAUCGGCAGGCGGCGGGGCGAGGGGCUCCCGGGCGAGGGGCGGCGGAGGAGCUGCAGGUGCGGUCCGGCUGCCGAUCCCGCGGGCUGGCCGAGGCGGGAGGUAGAGCCGCCAACGUCGCGGCUCUCGGCCCGGCCUGCGGGGGUGGGGAGCGGUGCGUCCCCUCGGCCCCUUCUCCCUCCCUCCCUCAGCUCCAUACCUUCCCUCCCGCUGGGCGCGGGCUCCUGGUCCCUCCCCCGGGGGCGCUUCCUCCUCUCCGAGUCUUCCGGUCCUUUUCCGCUGCUCUCUCGCCCCCACCCCAGCAUGAACGCCCCUCCUCAUCCCAGGCGGCUCCCCUCCCCUCUCCCGCCCUCUCGGGGGUCAGCUGGCGCGGGUCCCCGGGGGUGUCGAGGUCUGUCUCCGUGCGCAGUGCUCACACCCCUUGGGUUGACUUAACUCUCCAGACGCGCAGCUCGUCCCUAAAUUACUAAGUAGGAAACAUUUGCCGUUAGCGCGGCACGUAAAGAGUUACCGAGGUUUCAAACAGGUUGUGCCUUUUCAGAAGGUGGAAGAGUCUGUUGAGUUGACCCAGCCUUGGGGACUUGGCUUCAGGCAAGACCUGGAAGAGGUCUUCAGUUGCGAAGGGAGCUUUCCUGGCUGUGGUGCCUGUGUUUUGUGUUUGCCAGGGCCUGUCUCCCCACUUGGUUUAUGUGCCUGCUAACGUUUUCUGCGUCUUUUUGGCCAGGGAGGGGCUGAAGGAAGCAACGGUAUUGUUAGUGUUGGGUAGGCCGGCAGGUUCCUAUAACUCAAGUCCGCACUUGCCUCUCUUGGGUGGGAGGACGGUCGAGGCUCCUGAGACCACCGCCUGGCCUCUCUGUGCUUGCACUUGGCCGGGAGAGACUCCUUGUUCUGACAGUGUCGGUAUUUCCAGCCUCGAUUUUAGAAAGCUUUCUUGUGUGUUAAAAGAAAUUCUCUCCAUCCAAUAUGUGUCCCACUGCUCUGGUUUUUUCAGGCCCAUGAAUAGUGUGUAUAUGGCAGACUUUCAAGUAUUUGAAAAAUCCCUUGCAUUCCUUGUAGGAGUUCUGGUUUUCACAAUGAGAAACGUCUCCAUUUCUUCCCUUAUUCCUCCGGCAGGAGGUGUGAUUUUGCUUUCGUCUCCUCAGCUUAUCUUCCACCUGAGUUACUUUGUCCAUGUUGCCCUUAGUAAGUAGCCUGAUAAGUAUAUACUUGAAUCUUGGCCCCCUUAUCAGAGCUUCAUUCUGUGUUAACUGGCCCCGUGACAGCCUCUUUGGCUACCAGUCUGAGACCUUCCUACUCUUGCUCAGCCAGCUCCUCCCCGUGCCCUUGCUGUUGGUUUUGGAAGGAGCAGCCUGAGAGUAAGGUUGUCCUGCUGGGCAGUGCCCAGUUACAUGGAGUGUUGAAUUAACGGUUGCAAAGUGUAACCAGUCAAGCAUCCAGAAAAUGAUAUGCCAUUACUUUGAGAACUUGGAUUAGAGUGGAUUAUAAAUCUAGAUUUGGUUUGUCAAAGCCAUCUCUGAGGUUGUUGUUGGUGUUUUUGGUGGCAUUAGAGCUGAUCACAUUGAUGGUUAGUAAUAAGCAAUGAUUGUUUUCAGUGUGAGGAAGUGUUAGGUUGCCAGGCAAAGUUAAUAAUAAAUAUCAGAUCCUACGAAUGGUCACGUGCAGCCCACUAGUGGCAGCAGAUAAGGUUACCACAUAGUUACUUAGCCUGUUGUUUUGGAUAGGGGUACCAGUGUGUUCAAAGUGAAAGAAUUUUGCUCCCUUGCGAAUUUUUCAAAGCAGAAUUUGGUGUAGGGUUUAAAACACAGGCCUGUGUUUGAAUGCCAGCUCUCCUUACAGACUGGUGUGUGAUCAUGAGCAAAGUAACUUUUCAGUCCGAAGUUGCCUCACAAUGUUGUGAAGCCAAAAUGAAGUCGUGACUGGCAGGUGGUGCCUGUAAAAAGAUUGUAGUUAUUUUUACUAAAAAGCUAGCCUUUGCAUGUGGAUUAAACUCUUAAAGUGAGGCAAAGUUGAAAAUAAGGGAUAAAUACUUGGUAGACAGUGAAACAUACCCAUCAUAUACUUGGUGUUUGCUUUCUAAGGAUAGAACGUUACACUCUGGGGCCUUCUAGGUGAAGAGGUGGCUUUCACCUCCACCCUGGAGGAUGUGUGAGAGCUAGACCUUUCCCUGAAGCAACCACACAGGACUCCACUUUUAACUAGUGACCCAAAUCUUAGGAUGAUUGUCCUAGCCUAGGGGUAUAGGCAUUAGCCGCAGAACUAAGUAGUUCAUCCAGGAUUGAAUUUGACCUCAUUAACACUUUAUCCUCUCUGGCUGAGUUAGUUGGCGGUGGUCUGUAACCACCAAGGGCUCUGAAACAACUUAAAAACAGGGUGAGAAUUAGAUAACUGAGCCAUCCUAGUGAUUUGAGAAGUCUCCUAUUCUGCUUUAAAAUCUUGACGAUGAAGAUGAAUCGCUCCAGUCAUAAAAUGGAAGAGUGCUUGUGUUAAGCCCCCACCUUUCACACACUUUGUAUCCUUUUGAGAAGCUGAAGAUUCAUGCAUGUGGUCAGUAACUUUCAUUCCUGGGGCAUGCUCUCCCACCGCAGUUGCUAGUUUUGUGUGUGUGGUGUGUGUAUGGAAUUUUUCUAGAGGUAGUAUUUGUGAUUCUCAUUCUGCUGUUAGAAGUCCUCAGGAUUGUGAGAGAGAAGCAAGCAUAAACUUUGUAAUAAUAAAAAUGUAACGUUAUGGACAUCAUCCUGAUUCAGAAAAUAUAUCAGCCUUUCUGAUGUCAGUUUUUUUCUUUUUUUCCCCCCAGCAGUUAAUAUAAAGUGUUUUGUAAAACAUUUUCCAUUUUAUAUGAAGUGAAAGUUACCUGUGCUUUGCCUGAGUGUGAUCUCAAAGAUGGGAGGCGCGGUGAGUGCUGGUGAGGACAACGACGAGCUGAUAGACAAUCUGAAGGAGGCGCAGUACAUCCGCUCUGAGCUGGUGGAGCAGGCUUUCCGAGCUAUUGACCGUGCAGACUAUUACCUCGAAGAAUUUAAAGAGAACGCAUAUAAAGAUUUAGCGUGGAAGCAUGGCAACAUCCACCUCUCUGCUCCGUGCAUCUACUCGGAGGUGAUGGAGGCCCUGGACCUGCAGCCUGGUCUCUCAUUCUUGAACCUGGGCAGUGGCACUGGCUACCUCAGCUCCAUGGUGGGGCUCAUCCUCGGCCCUUUUGGAGUGAACCACGGGGUAGAACUCCAUUCAGAUGUGACAGAGUAUGCAAAGCAGAAGCUGGAGUUCUUCAUCAGGACAAGCGACAGCUUUGACAAGUUUGACUUCUGUGAACCGUCCUUUGUUACUGGCAAUUGCCUGGAGAUUUCUCCAGAUUGUUCUCAGUAUGACCGGGUGUACUGCGGGGCAGGCGUGCAGAAGGAACACGAGGAGUACAUGAAGAGCCUCCUCAAGGUCGGGGGCAUCCUGGUCAUGCCGCUGGAAGAGAAGCUGACUAAGAUAACGCGCACUGGCCCUUCCGCUUGGGAAACCAAGAAGAUUCUGGCUGUCUCCUUUGCUCCGCUGAUCCAGCCCUGCCAGUCCGAGAACGGGAAGUCGAGGCUCGUCCAGUUACCACCCCUGGCGGUUCGCAGCCUGCAGGACCUGGCACGCAUCGCCAUCCGGGGCACCAUUAAGAAGGUUAUUCACCAGGAAGCAGUGAACAAAAAUGGAAAUGGACUGAAGAACACUCCCAGGUUUAAACGAAGGAGAGUUCGCCGCCGCCGAAUGGAAACGAUUGUCUUUUUGGACAAAGAGGUCUUUGCCAGUCGGAUCUCCAACCCCUCUGAUGACAACAGCUCUGGAGACCUGGAGGAGGAGCGGCAGGAAGAAGAGGUGACCACCCCGCCGAACACCAAGCCUGAGCCCCCGGUGAACUUCCUGCGUGAGAAGGUCCUGAGCCUCCCUCUGCCAGAUCCCCUGAAGUACUACCUGCUUUAUUACAGAGAGAAGUAGGUCUGUGGUUCAGGGGAGGAGAGCCAGUCUGCCUGGAGGGCCUCCGGAGCAGGUGCACUGGGCACGGAGGGGCUCCUCCCUGCAGCUUGUCUGUCCUUGACUGUCCUCCAGAGCGCUCCCCCCUCAGUCUGACUUCCGUGAACACAGUCCGCAAGUUAAGAAUGUUUUCUCAGAAGGCCGAGAGUCCGCUGGAGGAGGCUCUGACUUCCCGCUUCUCAGGAAUCACUGAGGUCUGUGUGUGGAGGCGGCUGGGAGACUGUUCCUUACACGAGAUACACUGCAUCAGAAAGGAAAACUGAAGUUGAAAUCGACCUGUGUUGCUUAUAAAAUGUGAGACAGAAAGCACAAGUUUCUAACUGUAUAAAAUCUUUUCUGAGUGGGACACGCUUGUGCCCAAGUUUGAAUUUUAUAGGAUCAACCUUUUAAUUAUUGGCACUGAGUUUCACUAAAUAAGUGAAACGGAGUGAAAAUUUCACUAAAUAUUUCAGUUAUCUGGAGUGAAGAGACACUGAAAAGCCCUCCGUUAUUUUAAGUAAAUUAAUGAAAUCUUAUGUGAGUUGUCACUUGUAAUUUAGAAAAAGAAAAAUUGGGAUGGGGGAGGAAUGAAAGUAUGAAAUUGCCAGGUGUCUAUGGAAUUGCAGAUUUCCAAGGAAUUUUUUGUGAUACCUUUGUUACCUUUAAAAGAAGUUGAGUAAUACGAUCAAAGAAAAUCCUGAAGAAGGAAAUCAGUGUCAUGUUAAGAAAGAAGCUACAUUGCUUGUGCUGCAGUGACAGAGAUGAUCAUUGAUUCAACUUUGAGGUGACAGUUUCUGAGGCUCUGUCCUCAGAGCACAUGGAAGGUACUGGCUAUAGAAAGUGGAUUGGGGAUGAUGUGGACAGCCCGUGGAGUUUUCUUCUGUUGGCUAUUUUUCUGUAAUCACAUUACAGUACUGACUCAUAGAUUUUAUCUUUUAUAAUUCUGGAGAAAAAGAUUGGUUAGUUUUGUAAUUUUUUUUUAAGAACAAACAUAAAUGAUCAGUAGCUCUGUUGCAGUAGAGUGGUUUUACUCAGCAGUGAUAUGUGCAGUCCAUCUUCUCCAGGCCUGUGUGUUGAGAGCUUCCUGUCUUGUCACGUCCCGGGUCUUGAAGCAGAGGCCGUCCUGUUAGUCGGGUGGCAGGAUGUUUACAGGUGACACUGCUUCUUCCAAAACAUUGGUUCUUGUCAGACUUUUCAAUUUCAUCCAAAGACUAGUAUAAAAUCUUAAUAGUAAAUCCAAAAUCAGAGUGCUGAUGGAAGAUUGAUCAUCCAGAUAUUAUGAUUAAUUUUAUUCCUUAGCUUCUCAAAUGUUGUUGGAGUUCAAUGCCUUUGUGGUUUCACUAGCUUCACUGAGUUCUUUUUUUUUUUUUUUCAUUUAUGCUGUUUUUUUAAAUUGAAUCAUUUUGUCAUAGAAUACUGUGUGCACGCAUAGUUGGGGAAAUGUGUACAGUGCCCUAAAUUGAAACAGUUGAGCGGUUAUAAAGAAGGUUUCUUCAUUGCUGUGCUUACCUGCCUUUCACUGGAAGUCAAGCCUCAUUCUUUCAGAGACAGAAGCAUGAGUCAUGUUUACUUGCUAAGGCUUCUGUUUGCAGCUCUUGUUGACAUUAUUCUAAUUGAUUUGUAGAGACCUCUGCAGCACAUGGACAUUUUUGGACAUAAUGUUAAAUAAGUGAUAUCUGAAAUCUGUUGUUAUUAGGUGGCUUGACUGAAUUUUUUUCUCUCAUUGUAUAUGGAUUUCCCUAUUUUUCAACCACAUUUGCCUUUAUGCUGGAUUGUAAAAACUCUUUACAAGGCAUAAGACAUUAUUUUCCCCUAUAUAUGUUAAACCCUUCCUAACAUUUUGUAUCUACAUGUUGGUUUGUGGCUUUUACACCAGAAUUUGGUUUAAAAAAAGAAAAAUAUAUAUUAGGUAGAUAGAUAGAUACUGAGUAUAUGUGAAACAAUUUGGUGUCGAUCUAUAUUAUAAAGGAGAGUCAUCAGUGAGCUUCCCCAUGUACCUACCUUUCUGUAGAGUUCAGUAUCAGUGCUUUCUGUUUUCAAAAACAGAUGAAUUAUAUAGUCUGUGUUGUCUGCAUUGUAAACCAUAGACAUUGGCUGACUUUUAUGUUUUGAGUAGUCUGCAUUUUUAUAUGUGACUUUUGUCUUGAAAGUAGUAAAGCCAUAGACAUGUGCAAAACAAAUGAUAAAUUUAUAAAUAUUAAGUGUUGUAUAGAAAUCAGCUGUGUACUUGAUAUUUUUGCCAGUCUGGAGCUUUCAGGGGAUUAAUGCAAGAAAUAGAAAACAAAGACUUUAAUGAGCGGAUACUCAAAAGAUUCCAAUAAAGGUCAUUAAGACACGUUA